AUGCGUCGAUUCUGUCGACUGCUAUUUUUAAAUUCCCUACUUUCCAUAUCGAUUUGUAAAGCUCAAAAUCCGGCACAUUUGGUGGCUGAUGAAUUUAAGGAGCAUUUUAACGUCGAAGAAAAGCAGCUGGAAACCGUGGAAGAGCUUCUCUUGAAAAUGAAAAAAUUGGCACAUUCCAGAAGUUUCGCUGGCAGAGAAUUCGGACAUGAUGCCGUCGAAGAUUCGAAAAAAGAAGUUGCUAUCAGUACGCAACAAGGUACCAUUGAUAAAAAAGUCUCGCCAUUUUUGUUUGAAGGAGACAUUUUCCUAUCCCGCCGUCAAGCUGUGGAUAUUCUGAAGGCAUUGUCAAAGGAUAAGACUAAACGAUUGAGAAGAUCCUUCGUCUCCGAUAAAACUGCCACGUGGAAGUCGUUACCUAUCAAAUAUCGAUUCCAUGAGAGUAUUGAUUUCUAUACCAUCAGCCAAAUUAUCGCAGCCAUCAGAUUUUGGGAAGAUUCCACGUGUAUCACUUUUGAAAAUGUGUCAGAUGCACCAGUAGGAGAUUAUAUCGAAUUUUUCAGUGGUCAAGGAUGCUACUCAAUGAUUGGACGAAACGGAGGUCGUCAGGGUAUUUCGAUUGGAGAAAGUUGUGUGAAAAUGGGCGUUAUUGAACACGAAAUCGGACACGCACUUGGUUUAUGGCAUGAACAGAGUCGACCCGACGCGUUGGGUUAUGUUUCGAUCGAACGAGACUUCAUCCUUCCAUCAUAUAUCAGUGAUUUCCUACAACGUGACGAUGAAAUCGAUACAUUGGGAAUACCGUAUGACUUGGGAUCUGUGAUGCACUACGGUAGUACAGCGUUCAGUGUAGAUCAAAAGAGUAAAACUGUGGUCACGAGGGAUUCAUUGUAUCAGCAGACAAUUGGACAACGCGAGAAACUGUCAUUUUAUGAUGUGGCAACCAUUAAUACUGCUUAUUGCAAAGAAGAAUGCAAAUCGGAAAAAACAGAAUGUGAGUACGGUGGAUAUAUGAGACCAUCCAAAUGCUCGGAAUGCCUGUGUCCAGACGGUUUAGGCGGAGAAAAAUGUGAGAAAAAUGAGGAUGCGAAAAACGCCGAAUGCGGUGGAAUCCUUGAGCUUUCCGAUGAAUGGAAGACGAUAGAAUCUCCAAACUAUCCGGAUCCCGGAUACGAAGCUGAUCAGAAAUGCUCGUGGCUCUUGAAAGCUCCAAAAGGGAAACGAGUCGAAAUAGAAUUUAUCGAGGAUUUCUCUUUCCUUUGCACAUCGACGUGUGUGGAUUUUGUCGAGCUCAAAAUUUCGGACGAUUUGAGAAAUACUGGAUUUAGAUUCUGUUGCUACGACAAGCCAGAAAUCAGUUUUGUCUCUCAAAUCGACACCGCAAUUGUCAUUUUCCGAUCUCAACUAUCCGCAGACAUCGGAUUCAAAAUCCAAGUCCGAUCCACAGAAUCCGAGCCACGCACGACAAUUGCGCCAACUAUUAUUACUACCACAAUGGCCCCAAUUACGGUAGACACUCCAAAUGUGUGGGCGGAUUGGGGGGAAUGGUCAAUGUGCUCUAGGACUUGUGGUGGUUGUGGAAUUCGGAGUCGCGUCAGAUCGUGUAGGUCCAAAAAAUGCGAAGGACGUCGUCAAGAGUUUGGAACCUGUAAUCUGAAGGCGUGUCCUGUGGAUAAGCAUUGUGCCAAACUGUUGUCCAACAAUCGGUUGUGCAAUGGAAAAGUUUGUACAAAAAAUGAUAUUGCAAUAUCCUCAUGUGAUGCACCUCAAUGCUGUCCUCCAUUUGUCAAUGUGGAUGGAAUGUGCCAAUCGGAUCAGGAGAAUCAUCAUGACGAACUUUGGCUCUCGAUUUAG
This is a messenger RNA of Caenorhabditis briggsae, 1851 nucleotides long. RefSeq names its product Protein CBR-NAS-36 (gene Cbr-nas-36). Bases 1 to 1851 code for a protein of 616 amino acids. Gene Ontology annotation, molecular function: zinc ion binding; metalloendopeptidase activity. The transcript is spliced from 15 exons. Gene Ontology annotation, biological process: molting cycle, collagen and cuticulin-based cuticle; proteolysis. The record is from RefSeq and is a predicted model, not a curated record. Lineage: Eukaryota; Metazoa; Nematoda; Chromadorea; Rhabditida; Rhabditidae.